Molecule: messenger RNA, 4683 nt
Organism: Linum trigynum
Lineage: Eukaryota; Viridiplantae; Streptophyta; Magnoliopsida; Malpighiales; Linaceae
Source: the annotation of a GenBank genome assembly
AUUAAGACCAGUGGCGGACCGAGAAUUGUCGAAGAGGGGUGUCGCCGAUAAAAAUAAAAAUAAACAAAAAAAUUAAACAGAAAUUACUAGAAAUUAGUUCAUAAAUUCACAAUGUCAGGUUUACAACGAAUCACGACGACUUUUCAUGUCCUAAAAUAUUUUUAACAUACAUUCAUCCCUUAUGUUGCACAUAAACCCUUUUUCGAUAUACACAACUAAAAAAUCAUUCAUAAACUGGUCACCCAAUACCGAUUCCGAAGAUCACUCUUGAUGAUGAUGUUCAUAGCUGAAAAUGCUCUUUCGCAACUUGCAGUUGCAAUAGGUAAAGUCAACACCAACUUCAGAAGCAUGUAAACUAAAGAAUAAUAAGAUGAUGAAUACAUUUAUAAUAAUAAAUAAUUUCUAGUAUAAUGAAUGGGUGUUGUGUAUAGCUAUUAGAGCGGUACGUGUCAGAAAUUUCGUAUUAAAAUUUUUCGUACCAAGAAAAUAUAGGUACUUUACAAAAAUUUUGGGCGACCGACACCCCUAAGCAACACGUAGGUCCGCCCCUGGUUAAGACCACUCUCCCGCGAAGAAAAUGUACAUGCAUUAUGUUAGCUCGAGUCGAGGCCCUCAAUAACCUCUUGAAUGUUUGGGUAAUGACGUGGUGUAACAACAUCCGUCGGAUUCAUGAUACCCUAUAUAUCUAGCUAGCUAGUAACGUAUAGACUGUGGCAAGUAGCUAGCUAUCUUUUGGUGUUGGAAAUUAACUUAAAAUGAAAGCUGAAAGCAAGCUAGAGAAGGAGAGGAGUUAUUGCGUGAAUGCAUCAGCCGGCCCCGGCCGGCAGCCAUAUCAGCGAGAACAUGGAUACGCGAUCCACGAUCUAAGUAACAAGCGACGCCCAUAAUUCCCGGCCGGUCUUUUAAUUCGGGUUUGUUUUCCGGUAGCUAGCUUGCUAGCGUACAAACAAACAAGCAAACAAAUAGGAUUUUGUGAUUAUUAUGAUCAACUUCUUCCAUACCUAAUUCCUAGGGUGGCUCUUCGGUCUGGUCCGGUCCGGUUAAACUGAUCCGAAUUGAUUCGGUCGCGGUUCGGUUUUUUUAGAAUAUAAGGACCGAAAAUUAAAUUGGUUACAGUCCGGUUUUGAACUGGUCCGGUCCCAAUUUGGUCUUAAUUUUAGAUCGAGCUUGUGGGGAUUUGAGUGGCCUAAGGCCUGAAAGGGUGAGGAGGUUAAAUUUUGAGUGUUGGGCUCUCUUAUCCGGUCUUUAUCCGGUUUUCGAUCUGGUCCCAAACGGUUUUUUGUCUCAAAUCUAGGCUCGAAGAUUGGAUUAGAUUGGAUUGUUUGUUAUCCAAUCCUAGUCCGAUCUCGAUCCGGGUUAUACGGUCCAAUUUCGAAUAAAACCAAAAAACUCGGACCAAAUAGCCAACCUUACUAAUUCCCAUCUCGUUUUAUGUAUACUUUCCAACAGAUUUUCUCACACUGAGAGCGGACGUUGCAAAGCCCAUAUGUCUGCCUGCCGCCCCACUUCUUAGUUACUGCUGCUGCCUUUGCUUUGCACCUCCCACGAUGGUGCACAUGCUGCUGCUGCAAAUAUAUAUCGUCAAUGGGGGCCGGCCGCCAUGUUCAUGUGCUCACUCUACCACCCUCAACACGAAUCGCAAUCUACUGGCCCCUGCAUUCAAUAAAAAUAUAUAUAUACACAAAUAAUAGGUGCACAUCAGAAAGUCCAAAUUAAAUAAAUGGUCGUGAUGAAAAUAAGUAAGUUACGAAACUAAGAAAUGAGAGGCAUCAGUCCAUGGUAAAUUUACAUUUUAUUUCAUCAAUUGACGCGAAGUUAUUUUGCCAAUACGAUCAUAUAUGUUAGAGAGUGGUAUAAGAUCCAGCAUAGCCUUCUUCCAACAACUCGAGUUAUUGAGACCAACUGGUUUGUCAAGUGGUCGUGUGUUCGAAUCUCCACAACCCCUCAAUAUUAACAGUUGUCUUCAAGAAUAUAGUAUGAUGGGCUUGUGCAAACUUUAAGUUCAUGAGUUGACUUUCGUUUGAGGGGGCGUGUUAGAGAGGGAUUUUUCAUUAUGACAUUUUAGUACCAAAACUUUUCAAAUUUUACAUUUUGGUCCAAGCCUUGGAUGUCAUUUGGAUUCAUGGAUCAAUCCACCAAUCCAUUUGAUCCAAACUAUGAAUCCACCAAUCCAAUCCACCAAUCCACAAAUCCGAUCCAAUUAUCACCUCUAAUUGUAACUAUCCCAACCAAACUACCUAUUACCAAAACCAAACCACCCGCGUAAAGCUCCACCGACAGUUCUCCCGUCCCCUGGCCCGCGGGUCACCUUUCCAAAUUGAAAACUUAGAAAACGAAAUUGUGUAUUAAUAAUAAACAUCCUGUUAGUGUGUAUAGGGCUCGGCCCAUGUAUAUGUACAUAUGUAUCCACGUCCUUGGCCCAUCCCAUGCAUACGUAGACUUGAUAAAUGCAUGGAUUAGGGUUUAGGUCAUAUGUAGGUCAUAUAUAUUCCUCUGUACUCUUGGUUGAAAGACUUAAGAUGAAUAAGAGACCGCCGUUCUCCGUGGACUAGUCGGUAUUGCUCUCUGCAAUACUGGAAACCACGUAUAUCGUUUGUUCUGUUACUUUCAGCUCACAGGUUUACUAACAUGGUAUCAGAGCUUACGGCUAUGGAUUCACAGAGGCUCUCUGUUCGAUUGAAUCACAAGAACUACGCUUUAUGGGAAUUCCAAUUUCGCGUCUUCGUUGAAGGCCAUGGUUUGCUGGGGGUUCUCAACGGUACGACCGUGAAGCCGGCCGCGCCGGCUACGGAUCAAGAGAUUGCUCGCUGGGAGCAAAGUGAUGCCCGGAUUCGCUCCUGGUUGCUUGGUUGCGUGGAUCCCAUGAUUGCUUUGGGGCUUCGGAUGCAUUCAACAGCCCAUGGGAUGUGGGCUCAUCUUGCGGCAACCUAUUCCACCGUCAACACCGCACGCCAAUUUGAACUUCAGAUUGCUUUGGGGCGGCUGGAGCAAGGGAACAAGGAUGUCGCAUCCUACUUUAGUGAAGCACAGGAGCUGUGGAUCGAGCAGGAUCUGCUUACAGCAUCGCUGCGAUCCAAGGAGGCCUCGGCUGAGGUCAUGGAAGAACGGCAGCAUGCGCGCCUCUGCCAAUUCCUGAUGAAACUCCGCCCGGAGUUUGAGACCGUUCGGUCCACGCUGCUGAACAGGGAUGACUUGAAGCUCGAUGGGAUCCUCGGCCUUCUCGUUCGCGAGGAGAUUCGUCUCCGCACCCAGGCCCAGCUGGACAUUCGCCCUGGCAAAGGAGAGACGGUAAUUGCGGCAUCAGCGGUUUCUGAUCAGCUGUCAUCGGCUGCUUUUGCUGUCCAAAAGCCUCACUUUCAGCGACGUGUAGCGGCUGCUGAUGUGGAGUGCCAUCACUGUCACGAGAAAUGCCAUUAUCAAAAGCAUUGCCGCAAGAAAAACUUCUGUGUAUACUGCAAGAGUCGUGGGCACAUCGUGACUGAUUGCAAAUCUGCUCAGCGUGCAGCGGCGCGCGCUAAUGAUCCUCGUUCCACCUCUACGGACCGCGCCGGGGGAGAUCGACCUGUCUAUGCAACCCCGGCGGCUGUGGACGCGGCCCCUCCGUCGGCGAUCAAUGCUGCUGCUGCCGAGCAGCUCGUGAGUGCUGCUCUCCAAUGUUCUCUUCCUAGCGCUAUCAGUAGCGCAUUUGCUGCUCUCCAAGUGACAGGACACGAUGACGGGGAGGCAGAUCGGGCGAGGGAGUAAGAAGGGGAGGGUCUUUCAUCUCGAGGAGCUCUCGAGUUUAGUAUCACCAUCGUCAUCAUCAGUUAGUUCAACCCUUGUCAGUAGUCCUUCUAGUAGUUCAGUCGAUAGAACCAUUGUUCCGUUGGUGUCUAGUGUCUCGGCCUCGUUGGCCUCUUUUCCUGUGUCUUCGUCUUUGUCGAGUAAAUCUGAUAAUGUAUGGGAUUUGUGGCAUGCGCGGUUGGGUCAUCCAAACUCGGCACGCCUUUUGGCUAUGUUUAAACAAAACCUUCUUGGGAAAAAUAAGAUGGAUGGUACUGCUUCACAUUUAUGCACGAGUUGUAUUGAAGCAAAGAUUACGAGUAUUCCUUUUCCCUCCAGUACAACUGUGAUUUCUGAACCAUUUCAUCUUAUCCAUACUGAUUUAUGGGGGCCGUCCCAAGUGGUUUCUCGUCAUGGUUUCCUUUAUUUUGCCUUGUUUGUCGAUCAUGCUACCCGGUUUACGUGGGUUUAUUUUCUCCGCUUAAAAUCAGACUUGUUUGUUGUUGCUUCGGAAUUUUUGAACAUGAUCCGAACUUAGUUUGAACGUCCGGUCAAGAUUGUUCGGUCUGAUCCCGGUGGGGAAUUUAGUUCACACCCUCUCCGUGACCUUUACCGCUCCCUUGGCAUCCUUAGUCAAAAAUCCUGUCCUGAUGUUUCCCAGCAAAAUGGUCUGGUUGAGAGGAAAAACAGACAUGUUCUCGAUCUUACCAGGGCACUGUUGCUAGCUUCUCAUGUUCCCAUGUCUUUUUGGCCUGAGGCCGUUGCCACGGCUGUUCGUCUCAUUAAUUAUCAGAUUACUCCUGUUCUGGGUCAUAAGAGUCCUCAUUUUGCCCUAUUUGCAUCUCAUCCUGAUUAUUCGCGUCUUAGGGUGUUUGGAUGUACAUGUUUUGUCCUCCUGUCCAAGAAAGAGCGUCCUAAAUU